This is a messenger RNA of Cajanus cajan (pigeon pea), 4731 nucleotides long. RefSeq names its product formin-like protein 20. NCBI's taxonomy places the organism in Eukaryota, Viridiplantae, Streptophyta, Magnoliopsida, Fabales, Fabaceae. The record is from RefSeq and is a predicted model, not a curated record.
AUGGCUCUCUUCCGAAGGUUCUUUUACCGGAAACCGCCCGAUCACCUUCUCGAGAUCUCCGACAGACUCUAUGUUUUUGAUUGUUGCUUCUCCAAAAAUGUGUUGGAGGAAGAGGAGUACAAGGUUUACAUUGGGGGGAUUGUGGCUCAGCUACAGGAUCACUAUCCGGAUGCUUCUUUCAUGGUGUUCAAUUUCAGAGAAGGGCAUAAGCGCAGUCGAAUUUCAGACAUAAUGUCUCAGUAUGAGAUGACAGUUAUGGAGUACCCUCUGCAAUAUGAGGGUUGUCCACUUCUGCCUUUGGAGAUGAUUCAUCACUUCCUUCGGUCAAGCGAAAGCUGGCUGUCUUUGGAGGGGCAACAAAACGUGCUACUGAUGCACUGUGAAAGGGGUGGUUGGCCUGUGCUGGCAUUUAUGCUAGCUGGUCUUCUACUGUAUAGGAAACAGUACAAUGGGGAACACAAGACUCUUGAAAUGGUGUACAAGCAAGCACCUAGAGAGCUUCUCCACCUUUUAUCUCCUUUGAAUCCACAGCCUUCUCAUUUGAGAUAUCUUCAGUACAUUUCCAAGAGGCAUUUGGGUUCUCAAUGGCCUCCAGCAGAAACACCCUUGUAUUUGGAUUGCCUCAUUCUCAGAGUUCUUCCAUUAUUUGAUGGUGGAAAAGGUUGCAGGCCUGUUGUGCGUGUCUACGGUCCAGACCCUUCAAAACCUGCCAACAGAAGUUCUAAGCUGCUAUUCUCAACUGCAAUGACCCAAAAUCAUGUUCGCCACUACCUUCAGGCAGAAUGUAUGCUGGUGAAAAUUGACAUCCAUUGUCAUGUUCAAGGGGAUGUGGUUCUUGAGUGCAUACAUUUAAGUGAAGAUUUUGUUCGUGAGGAGAUGAUGUUUAGAGUCAUGUUUCAUACUGCAUUUGUUCGGUCAAAUAUAUUGACGCUGAGCCGUGAUGAAAUUGAUAUUUUGUGGGAUGCAAAGGAUCAGUUCCCUAAGGACUUCAAAUUUGAGGUGCUUUUUUUGGAUUCUGAUGCUGUCAUACCUAAUCUCACCUUUGUCAAUGUGAGUGGAGAUGCAAAUGACACAGAAUGUGCUUCACCUGAGGCUGAGGAAUUCUAUGAAGCCGAAGAGAUCUUCAGCAAUGUAAUUGAUGCACAGGAAGUAGAUGAUGGAAGUCAUAAAGAGGUCUGGAAAGAGCAUUCAGAUUCUCAUACUUUUCAGGAUUCCAUGUUAGAUGAUGGGACUCAUCAACAGGUUGAUGAUGUGAAGUACAAGCUUGACCAGAGGUUGGUAUCAGAUACUCAUGCAGUGAAGGAUAUUGCAGUGGAUGAUGGAGCCACUUUUAUGAUAAAGGAAGUCAUUGUGAAUACGCAUGAUGAGUUGGUGGUUAUGCAAAACAAGUAUGGUGAAGAUAACAAUGAAACAGAAAAAGAGUUAGGGUCUGAGGAAGGGCAGCGGGUGCUUGAUCUUUCCAGACCAAAAUAUGAUAAAUUACUUCCUUCUGCCGAAAAGAAACAACUUCCUUCAAACUCAAAGCCUGUGGGAGAUCCAUUUGUAGCAAAGCAAAAGACUAAACAUGAAGAACCACAUGGUUUUCAGGCAAAACAAACAAAACCCUAUGCAACAACUACGUGGAUUCCUUCUAAUAAGGGUUCUUAUCAAGAACCAAUGCAUGUCUCAUAUCCACCAUCAAGGAAUAAUAAUUCACCAGCUACACUGUCAAAUGUCACCUCUGCAAAGGACAAAAUUAUUGAUGCCAAAGGAAAAUCUACUUCAGGUUCUCAUGCCUCAGAAACAAUUGUUUCUAUGGACAUGACAAAUGAUCUGAAAAGCUGUAGGGAUAAUUCCAAAUCUUCAGACAACAUAGCUGAAAUAGACUCAAACCCUCAACUAUCAUCAUUACUCAGAGUCAAAGAGACAUCUCUUCAGUCACCACAACAAAGCUACGGCCGAAUGUUACAACUUCAUCCUCCUCCACCUCCUCCACCUCCACCUCCACCUCCACCUCAAUUUCUUGAACAAAAUAGAGUCAUAUCUCGUCUACCACCACCACCACCACCUCCUCCUCCUCCUCCUAUGUCGUCUACAAAUGGAGCUCCACUCCUUCCACCCUCAAAAUCUCCAACACCAUUUAAAGCUUCAUCUCGUGCAUCCCCACUGCCACAUACACCUCAAUCUCCUUUAAGUAAAUCUCCACCACUGCCUCCUCCUUUAAGUACUGCUCCACCACCACCACCUCUUCCUCCUUCUUUAUGUAGAGCCCCACCUCCACCACCACCUCUUCCAUCAUCAAGUGGAGCACCACCUCCACCACCACCUCCUUCAUUGUCUAGAACUCCACCUCCCCCGCCUCCAACUCGUGGACCACCACCACCUCCAAUGCAUGGAGGCCCAUCUCCUCCACCACCUCCAGCUGGCCGAGGCCCACCUCCAACAGGAUCUCGGGCUCUUGGUGCUCUUGCUUCUCUUGGACCUCUAGGUGGUGCUCCUUUUCCACUAACUGGAACUGAUCCAAGGGGGAGAGGACGUGGACCUGCACGUUCUACAGGUGCUGGUGCUAUGGCAACUCGGAGAUCUUCCUUAAAGCCUUUGCAUUGGAGUAAGGUAACAAGGGCAUUGCAAGGAAGUUUAUGGGACGAAUUACAAAGACGUGGAGAACAUCAAAUAUCACAAGAGUUUGACGUUAUGGAGAUAGAGAAGCUUUUUUCUGCAAAUGUUCCAAAACCUGCUGAUUUGGAUGGUAAAUUUGGUGGGCGGCGCAAAUCUGUUGGAUCCAAAACUGACAAAAUUCACUUGAUUGAUCUAAGGAGGGCCAAUAAUACUGAAAUUAUGCUCACAAAGGUUAAGAUGCCACUUCCUGAUAUGAUGGCUGCAGUACUGGCUAUGGAUGAUUCAGUGUUAGAUGUUGAUCAGGUGGAAAAUCUCAUUAAAUUUUGUCCUACCAAAGAGGAGAUGGAGCUUUUGAAGGGAUACACUGGUGAUCAGGAGAAUUUGGGGAAGUGUGAAAAGUAUUUUUUGGAGCUGAUGAAAGUGCCAAGAGUGGAGUCAAAAUUCAGAGUAUUCGCUUUCAAGAUUCAGUUUGGGACUCAGAUUACAGAGUUUAAGAAGAGUUUAAAAACAGUGAACUCUGCCUGUGAAGAGGUUCGAAACUCAUUCAAACUGAAAGAGAUUAUGAAGAAAAUUCUUUAUUUGGGUAACACAUUGAAUCAAGGAACAGCACGGGGAUCUGCUGUUGGAUUCAAGUUGGAUAGUCUUUUAAAACUAACCGACACUCGUGCCUCAAACAGUAAAAUGACACUGAUGCAUUUUCUUUGUAAGGUCCUAGCUGAAAGGUUUCCUGGACUCCUUGAUUUUCACCUUGACCUUGUUAGCCUGGAAGCAGCCACUAAGAUACAAUUGAAGUCAUUAGCAGAAGAAAUGCAAGCAAUCAUCAGAGGGAUAGAAAAGGUUAAACAGGAGCUUUCUGCAUCUGAAAAAGAUGGUCCCGUGUCUGAAGUUUUUCGUAAGACAUUGAAGGAAUUCAUUGCUGUUGCAGAGUCAGAGGUGGUAUCUGUAACAAACCUAUAUUCUGUGGUGGGUAGAAACGCAGAUGCACUUGCCCUAUAUUUUGGUGAGGAUCCUGCCCGUUGUCCUUUUGAGCAAGUUACUGUAACUCUCUUGAAUUUUACAAGGUUGUUUCUAAAAGCACAUGAAGAAAAUUGCAAACAAGCAGAGUUAGAGAAAAAGAAAGCUGAUAAAGAGGCUGAAAUGGAGAAGGUUAAAGGCAUUAACUUGAUAAGGAAGAGUGGAAAAGAUGAAGAAGAAGAAGAAAGCUGAGAAAGUGGUCGAAGUGUAGAAGGUUAAGGGCAUUCACAUGUCGAGGAAGAGGGCAAAGAUAGGUGAAGACUGGGUUGUCUGAUCCUUUGCACCAACAUCAUUCUCUUGCCAAAGACAGAGAUCUACCUGUGGGCAGUAAGGGGACUGCUUCCGACAUUGAGUUAAGUAGCCCCUUUGUGACAAUUAGCCUUUCAAGGUAAUCUAAUGAAGUGGAAUGACAAAUUAUUUCCACCUAGAGACCUUUGAACAUAUAAAAAGAUUUGAGAGUGAUGACAUGUUGAAUCAGAUUGUUGCUGAUCAUUCACAGAAGAAUACUCUUGAAAGGCCAAAUUUAGACCCAGCAUGGAUGCUUCUCAUGAUCACCUGAGAAUCAUCUGCAUCCAGUGAAUUCUAUGAUAAUGGAUCUGAUCCUUCGAUUAAUAAGAAAUUUUGAAAAAAUAUGCUUCUAUUGCAGUAGAGCUGGCUUUGGUUUUCAUCAUACAUUUGGGAUAUUAGUCCAGCACCAAAGCUAAUGUUGUACCAUGAAACCUUGUACAAAGAUCGAGCCCUUUCUCAUGUAAAAUAGAAACUAGUUUUAAGUAGACAUUUUAGCGUGACACCCCAAGAGCAUGUUGUAUAGCUGUCAGGUUAAGAAUUAGAAAUCAGGUCUCUGUACUGUAACUGUAACACAGGUGAAGAGAAGGACGAGAUAGAAAUGCUAGUUUCAUUUAUCUUGUGAAAUGCAAUACACAUUAGUGUGAAGUUCAAAAGCUUGUUGCAUUCAGUUGUCCCAGGGAUGGAGUGUGUGCACACAUUUUGGUAGUAGAAAGACGUUUUUCAAUUCCAUUUAGAAUUGUUGUGGCACAACAGGCACUGCCAGAGUCACUAAAACCAAGUUUGUAAAAGUCCAAAUGCAGAAUUAUAUUUACAUUGCAUUCUUAGGAGUGA